GCCGCUGGAGGUGAGCGGGUGUCCGGCCGAAAGGCCCAGGGUUUAGCUGACCCCGGCCUCUCAGCAUUUCCCUGGGCCUCCCCAGCCUGUGGAGUCCGGGGUAGGAUCCGCGUUAGUACUGAUGAGAAAGUGACCCAGAACUGGAGGAAGAAGAGGAGGAAAUGGCAGCUUCUCAGGGACUUCUGACAUUUGAGGAUGUGGCCAUCGAUUUCUCUCCAGAGGAGUGGGAAUGUCUGGAUCUCGGUCAACGGGACCUGUACAGAGAUGUGAUGAUAGAGAUCUGUAGGCACCUGGUCUCCUUGGAGUAUGUUAUCUCUAAGCCAGACCUGGUUCGCCUGUUGGAGCAAAAGACAGAUCCCUGGGAUGUGAAGGGAAUGGAGACAGUAGCCAUACAGCCAGGUAUGUGUGCAUGGGUGAAGCAGAUGACACAGGAAUCUUAAAAUUGGCUUUGGGAAGAUGUGCUUCAAUGGCACUGAUUUUUGAGAAACACAGGUUUAUUCUGUCUCUGUCUUAGAGCGACACCUGCUGCCAAAAUCUUGUGUUCCUUAGCCCUCCAUGUGUUUUCCUUCAUCAUCCCGGAUUCUUUCUCACAUCCACAUGGAGAGCCAGAAUCCUGGUCUUGACCUGUGAGGACCUGAAAGUCCUGGCUC
This is a messenger RNA of Sus scrofa (pig), 650 nucleotides long. The record is from RefSeq and is a predicted model, not a curated record. Lineage: Eukaryota; Metazoa; Chordata; Mammalia; Artiodactyla; Suidae.